CGCCUGCGUUGAGAAACCGAUUUUCAUCGGUAGGGUCGCAUUCAAAGGGUGUUUCUCCGUUCCUAUUCGGACUGCAACUUCCCCGACUGAGUUUAUGGUCCUUUUGUCAUAGACAUUUUGAAGUUUUAAACCUCUCUGAAUCUGCCUUAAUCGACAUCCACGUCUUCAGCGCCCGGGGUUAAAUAUAUACAGGGCCAGUCAAAAGUUUGGACACACCUACUCAUUCCAGAUGGCUGGAAGUAAAGAACACUCCAGAAUUUGACUUGAGAUCUCAACCAACAGUUUUCAACCGAAAAGGGUUUCUCACACCAUCCUCCAUCUUAACUUCCGUCAGAGAGGUAGAUUGUGAGUCAGCUUCCCAAUGAACUGGGCAUUCCUCCAGGGCCUCCUCAGUGGGGUGAACAAGUACUCCACGGCAUUCGGCCGUGUGUGGCUGUCCGUUGUCUUCCUCUUUAGGGUCAUGGUGUUUGUCGUGGCAGCAGAGAAGGUGUGGGGGGAUGAGCAGAAGGACUUCCAGUGCAACACGGCCCAGCCUGGCUGCCAUAAUGUCUGUUACGACCACUUCUUCCCUGUGUCCCACAUCCGCCUAUGGGCCCUGCAGCUCAUCUUUGUCACCUGUCCCUCCUUCAUGGUGGUGAUGCAUGUGGCCUACAGAGAUGAACGUGAGCGCAAACACACGCUCAAAUAUGGCGAGGGCUGUCGGAAACUUUACAAGAACACCGGCAAGAAGCGCGGGGGGCUGUGGUGGACCUACGUCCUGACCCUUGUCUUCAAGAUAGCCGUGGACGGCACCUUUGUGUAUUUAAUCUAUCAUAUCUACGAGGGCUAUGACUUCCCCUCUCUCAUCAAGUGUGAGCAGAAGCCCUGUCCCAACAAGGUGGACUGCUUCAUCUCUCGCCCCACAGAGAAGCGUAUCUUCACCAUUUUCAUGGUGGUCACCAGCCUGGCCUGUAUCCUGCUAUCUUUCUUUGAGAUCCUGUACCUGGUGGGGAAACGAUGUAAAGAGUGUUGCACCCAGAUACACCAAUCACGCAACUCCACCAUCCAGUCACGCCAGGGCGUCAUGGCUACGUCUCUGGUGAUCGGUGGCAAGAAUCAAAUGGAGUCCAACUCUCUAAAGUUGCCCAGCAAGGAUGCCUCAGCCCCAUCUUAUACUCAAGGUUGGGGAGUAACUGAUUACAUGUAAUCAGUAACAUGUAACCUGAUUACAAAACAAAAAAAAGGUAAUCAAUUCCGUCACCAACAAAAAUAUUGUAAUCAGAUUACAGAUACUGUUGAUUACUUUUACAUUUAGAAAAGAUUUUUGGCAACAAAAAAAAUACAUGAACACCUUUCUGUUUUCUCUGACAUUCAAUUCAGCAUUGAAAAAAGGUUUCAAGUUUAAGUUUGUUCCACCUGAGCGAGUCUGACCACAAGUGAAAGACCACUAUGAUGACACACCAAAAAGAGAGAAUGUAAAGAAGUCGAAUAACGAGUCUGGAGGCAGUGAGAAGUAUCUUCCAUCUCUCUUCUGGAUAGGCAAGACAUGGCCAGGGUUCUUCAUUGUUCCUCUGUAGGCAGUGUUUACUUACCUUUGUGUUGAUGACCGGAGUUCCCGCCCCACUCCCGCACACUGACUCGGUACCGGUACACCCUGUAUAGCCUCUUUAUUGUGUUACUUUUUUAAAACUUUAGUUUAUUUAGUAAAUAUUUCCUCAACUCUAUUUCUUGAACUGCAUUGUUGGUUAAGAACUUGUAAGUAAGCAUUUCACGGUAAGCUCUACACCUGUUUUAUUCGGCGCAUGUGACCAAUUUGAUUACAACACAAUCAAAUGAAUUGAGUCACUUUAAAUAAAACAUCCAUCAUUAGCAGAGUUUUGCACCAGGGCUGGGCAAUGUGAUAUAUUCUCAAGUUAUUUGUUUGCUGUCUACCACACCUCACAACUUUACCAUUGUUAUUUUUCGGGAAGGACUCAACCCUUGCCACACUGUGCCCACACCAUUGCUGUUCUUAUGCCCUGGGAAGUGUUACCUGUCUCAUCCUCCGUUACUAAUAGCAGAGGCGGCUUUAGGCUUUGUUGUGAAAAGAUGGCACAUACGUCAAUAUUGUCAGAUGAUUAAAGAUUUUUUAAAUCCUUCUGGAUAUUGAGAGACUAUUUUUUUUUUGGUCAUGUUGUUUGUCAGUAGGUUAUGCACAACUAUGGCUUGAAUACUGACGAUUCAUUUCUGUGUUCAUGUGUAUGUUUAGAUUAUAAAAUACAUGCACUCUGCACAAAGCCAGUAAAGCGUGUUGAUUUGAAUGUGUUUCAGUAAACAUAGUUGUUGAUGAUAUGUCCCAGAAUGUAUAUUACAUGGAUGCAAACAGUGAGGUCCACUUAUAAGUAUAUUUACAUAUUUUUAUCAAAGUACAGUUGCAGUUGAUCUAUUUCACUUUUUUGUUUGUAUAUUUAUACAAUGCAAUUUAUGUAUUUUUCUAAUAAAUUUGAUAAAUACAAUGACUGAAGUGCACAACAGACAGUAUUCAAAUGAAGGGUUUUUUUGUUCAAAGAUUCUUAAAUAAGGAUCAAGACCAUGAAUAAAGUCCUUGAGUAUGGUAGGAAAUAUACUUUAUUUCAGAUUAAUCAUAAUUUCUGAAUUAUACAGUAUCAGUCCCCUUUUACUCUCUUGUGACAGCCUUGGAUGGUUUGGUUCUGGGUGCUGAUAUUAGUCCCAUAUCAUCACCAGUGCAUUAGUCACAGCAGUUAUUCAUAUAGCUCAUUCUAUAUGGGGACCAGAACAUAUGAAGCACACUCUCAUUGUAUAAGAGGACCUGUCCAUUUAUCAGAACAUCCCUGGUCAUCUCUACUGCCUCUGAUCUGGCGGACUCACUAAACACACGUUUCGUUUGUAAAUUAUGUCUGAGUUUUGCAAUGUGACUCUGGGUAUCUGUAAAUAAAAUAAAAACAAGAAAAUGG
Molecule: messenger RNA, 2933 nt
Organism: Oncorhynchus kisutch (coho salmon)
Lineage: Eukaryota; Metazoa; Chordata; Actinopteri; Salmoniformes; Salmonidae
Product: gap junction beta-4 protein
Exons: 3
Coding region: 362-1186 (274 amino acids)
Biological process (GO): cell-cell signaling
Cellular component (GO): connexin complex
Molecular function (GO): gap junction channel activity
Source: RefSeq, a predicted model, not a curated record